Molecule: messenger RNA, 978 nt
Organism: Zasmidium cellare ATCC 36951
Lineage: Eukaryota; Fungi; Ascomycota; Dothideomycetes; Mycosphaerellales; Mycosphaerellaceae
Exons: 1
Coding region: 1-978 (325 amino acids)
Source: RefSeq, a predicted model, not a curated record
AUGCUCUCCCUCUUCUUGGGCUUUGCCCAGAUCCGUGCCGACGCUAUACCAGAGGGUGUUCUGCCCAAGGAUAAGAGACAGGUUGGCACUGGUGUUACGACCUCCUCGACGGCCAUGUCGACUUCGACGCAAGAGACGACUUCACAGGAGACUACUCCGACUUCGACGCAGGAGACUUCGACCCAGCAAACAACUCCCACGUCCACACAGGAGUCGACGAGCACCGAUUCGCCGACAUCCACGCCUUCUGAGACCAGCACCCCGACAUCUGAAAGUGCUUCGAGCACACCCACAUCUGAUGAUACGUCUUCGGCAGCAACAUCAUCAGCGUCGCCCUCAACAUCUACAAUCCCAACCACGAUCGAUGUCACCACCACAAACUCCGACGGCUCGACGGUCACUUCUAGAAUCAGAACCUCAACAGCAGUUGCCCAAACCACAUCCAACAUUGUCAGUUCAGGAACCGGCAGUGCCAGUGAUCAAGUUGUCAUUGGAUCGUCCACCAUUAACCGCUCUACCCUCUCCUCGGCCACGGUCAUCACAUCUGCUCUCCUCGCCUCGGAAACCGUCCCAACCACAUCGACAUCCUUCUGGACCAGCGAUGGCACCGUCUACAGCUCCCUCAUCACUACCGAUCGUGUGGUAGCCAGUACGACCGGCUUUGCAACAGCCACCAUCUCCCCGACCCUGCAGGACGGCAGUGGUGGCGGCUCCUCCCUUUCUGAUAGUAGUAAGAAGAUCAUUGGAGGUGUGGUUGGAGGUGUCGGUGGUGCAAUCCUGAUCGGCGGCCUUGCGAUCGUAGCCUGGAGACUCUGGGGCAAGAAGAAGCGACAGCAGCUCCCGCAGGACGACUACAUCGACUCCGCCAACGACAGCAUCCACAAGGAGCAGCGCACAUCGGCCCCCGGGGCUGCCAUGGGCGCUCUAGGCGACUACCGCAACCCGAACGGAGGCGUCAACACGGCCAGCAACUUUUAA